GAAAGGCGGCGGCCUGCAGCUUAGGUUGAGCGCAGGCAGAGUGCGGGGCCAAGUCGCUAUUGUUGCCGGAUUGCCGAGGAGAGAAGCCAGCGGACAACGGGGGCCCCGCGGCGCGGUCGCAACGGCAGCCAUGAGCGGCGGCGUGUACGGGGGAGAUGAAGUUGGGGCUCUUGUUUUUGAUAUUGGCUCGUACACAGUGAGAGCAGGCUAUGCUGGUGAAGACUGUCCAAAGGUUGAUUUUCCAACAGCCAUUGGUGUGGUGCUAGAAAGGGACAAUGGCAGCACUCUCAUGGAGAUAGAUGGUGACAAAGGCAAACAAGGGGGCCCGACAUACUACAUAGACACUAAUGCCCUGAGAGUUCCAAGGGAAAACAUGGAGGCCAUUUCACCUUUAAAAAAUGGAAUGAUUGAAGACUGGGAUAGUUUCCAGGCAAUUUUGGAUCACACUUACAAGAUGCACAUUAAAUCCGAAGCAAGUUUGCAUCCUGUCCUUAUGUCCGAAGCACCAUGGAACACUAGAGCAAAACGUGAAAAACUGACUGAGCUGAUGUUUGAACACUACAACAUCCCUGCUUUUUUCUUGUGCAAAACAGCUGUUCUUACAGCUUUUGCUAAUGGGAGGUCUACAGGUCUCAUUUUGGAUAGUGGAGCAACACACACCACUGCUAUUCCAGUGCAUGAUGGAUAUGUACUUCAGCAAGGUAUUGUAAAAUCACCACUUGCAGGAGACUUCAUUACUAUGCAGUGCCGGGAGUUGUUUCAGGAAAUGAACAUAGAGAUAAUUCCUCCAUAUAUGAUUGCUUCAAAGGAGGCAGUUCGUGAGGGGUCACCAGCAAAUUGGAAGAGAAAAGAAAAGCUACCCCAGGUCACUAGGUCCUGGCACAACUAUAUGUGUAAUUGUGUCAUUCAGGAUUUUCAAGCUUCUGUCCUCCAAGUAUCAGAUUCAACCUAUGAUGAACAGGUAGCAGCACAGAUGCCAACAGUUCAUUAUGAGUUCCCCAACGGCUAUAACUGUGACUUCGGUGCUGAGCGCCUGAAAAUUCCUGAGGGAUUGUUUGACCCUUCUAAUGUAAAGGGUUUAUCUGGUAACACAAUGUUGGGUGUGAGCCAUGUUGUCACAACAAGUGUUGGAAUGUGUGAUAUAGACAUCAGGCCGGGCCUCUACGGCAGCGUGAUUGUAGCAGGAGGAAACACUCUAAUUCAGAGCUUCACAGACAGAUUGAACAGAGAGCUGUCUCAGAAAACUCCACCGAGCAUGCGCCUGAAGUUAAUAGCAAACAAUACCACAGUGGAGCGGAGGUUCAGCUCGUGGAUUGGUGGUUCCAUUUUGGCUUCUUUGGGCACUUUUCAACAAAUGUGGAUUUCUAAACAAGAAUAUGAAGAGGGAGGGAAACAGUGCGUAGAAAGAAAAUGUCCUUAAACCUCUUACCAUGAAAACUGCUGCCUGCUCAGUGCUCCCUCUGUUUUAUAGCUUUAGCAUACUCAGGAAUGGGAUGGACUCUUUUUGUAGAAAGUUUAUAUUGGAUUUCUUGCAUAAUUCAAGUUCCAUUUUAACCAACUUUAGAGAUUUUUAAGAGGUCUAAUUGGUACUAUCCUAGAAAAAGGAUGUUUACGUCCCUUGUAAAGCAAUAAUUCAUGUAAUAAGCAUUUUAUAAUUUUGUAUAAAUAUCUAUUUUUCUCUAGUAUCUUUUCCUGGGAACAGCUUUACAGGUUAGCUAAUAGAUGAAGGCAUAACCCUGCACAUGCCCAUGCAAAUUUAUUAAAAAUCUCUUGUCUGCUUUCCAUAUUAGUCUUCCUUGCUGGUACUUUGGCCUUAAAUUGCUCUUAUUUCUCUCUUAAAAAAUAAAACUUGGUCUUUUAUAUUUGA
This is a messenger RNA of Pogoniulus pusillus (Red-fronted tinkerbird), 1867 nucleotides long. It is a transcript of the gene ACTL6A, whose product is annotated as actin like 6A. The record is from RefSeq and is a predicted model, not a curated record. Lineage: Eukaryota; Metazoa; Chordata; Aves; Piciformes; Lybiidae. Gene Ontology annotation, cellular component: NuA4 histone acetyltransferase complex; SWI/SNF complex. Gene Ontology annotation, molecular function: chromatin binding. The coding region runs from base 131 to 1420 and encodes 429 amino acids. The transcript has 14 exons. Gene Ontology annotation, biological process: chromatin remodeling; regulation of transcription by RNA polymerase II; nervous system development.